CUCGAGAAUAGAAAGAAUUUCAACGAAUUCUUCUUUUAAUUUGAAUUGCGUAAUUUUUUUCUUUCUUUUCAAUAUUCGAGUUCGACUCAAGAUUUGUGAUGGAUACUUCGUUUCUAAGAGCCUUUUCAAAUAAUGGAAAAAGAUAUCUUUACUUGGGUAUUAUUGGAUUCGGCUUUUUUUCUGUAAUGAUGCCCAUUGCGUGUUACUUCUUAAUAAAUGAUAAUUUUAAAGCAUAUUCACAGAAGCUCUACUUAAAUUCCCCUUCUGAAUUAGGCAUUUACGAACACGCAGCCAUUAGUACAGACACGGGACUAUGCACACAAAUAGGAAAAGAUAUACUGAUGAAGAAUGGAACUGCUAUAGAAACGGCCAUUGCUACCUUGGUAUGUAUGGGAGUUGUCAAUAGUCACAGUAUGGGAUUAGGCGGUGGAUUCUUUAUGACUGUUUAUAAUAGUAAAAAAAAGGUUGUAACAGUACUAGAUGCCAGAGAAACAGCUCCUAAACAAGCUACGAAAUUUAUGUUUAUAAAUAACUCAACAGACGCUCAGAUUGGAGGACUUGCAAUCGCAGUUCCAGGAGAAUUGGACGGUUAUGAACGGGCAUAUUUCUACUCCGAUAAGUACAUACGUUGGAAAGAUUUAUUCCAACCAUCGAUUCGUUUAUGUACAGAAGGUUUUCCUGUUAGCAAACACAUGGCUAAAGCUCUAAAAUUAAAUCGUGAUAUAAUAUUUCAAGAAGAAAGUAUGAAAAUUUUCAUAAAUAAUGAUACCGGAGAUAUAUUCAAAGAAGGAGAAAUUAUGACCAGAUUAGAUUUGGCUAGAACAUUAGAAAAGAUAGCACUUUAUGGAGCUGCAGAAUUAUACAAUGAAGGAGAAACUAGAGAGAAUUUUGUUACGGAUAUUCAAAAUUUUGGAGGGAUUAUUACAGAAGAAGAUUUAGUAAAUUAUCGAGCCUUUUGGAAAAACCCGACGAAGAUUACAUUAAAGAAUAAUUUUACGGUGUACAGUGUUGCAGUACCUGGAAGUGGAUCCUUGUUGUCCUUUAUGUUAAACGUGUUAGAUGGGUUCGAUUUGAACAGUUACACCAACUGGAAUACUUUAGACGGAGUUACUUUAACCUUACAUAGGUUGAUAGAAACAUUUAAAUUUACAUACAGCUACGGAAAAAACCUAGGUGACAAGGACGUAGAAUACCAAACGUCAGAGACUGAAACGAUGUUACUGGAUAAGAAAUUCGCAGAAACAAUUAGAGCAAAAAUUCAAGAUGACAGAGCAAUGCAAGAUACAAACUACUACGGUGGCAACUCUGAGAGUAACUACGGCUCGGUAAAUGUGGAUGUUGCAGCUGGGCACGUGUCAGUUGUAGCACCAAACGGGGAUGCUGUUUCGGUAACCAGUAGCAUUAAUCAUUAUUUUGGUUGUAAGCGUGUAUCUCCUUCAACUGGUAUCGUGUUGAACAAUCAUAUGGAUGCAUUUUCUUCACCGAGUGUCAGUGACUCUUUCGUAUUUUCGCCCAAUAAGAGGAAUCAAAUUAUGCCAGGUAAAAAGCCGAUGUCCUAUAUGAGUCCAACUAUCAUCCUAGAUGACAAACGAAAGGUGUGGUUAGUCAUUGGAGGAGGUGGUGGACCUCGAAUCAAUACUGGUAUAGCAUUAGUAACAAUGCAAUUGCUUUGGUUGAAUAAGAAUGUCAAAGAAGCAAUCGAUAUGCCUCGAGUUCAUCAUCAGUUGUUCCCUGAUUAUAUUUCGUACGAAAAUAAUUUCCCCGAAGCUAUUUUAAGAAAAUUGGAAGAAAUGGGACAAAAAACCAAAGAGAAAGAAGAUAUUAUGUCAGUUAUAAUGGCAAUUCAUCGAAGCAAAAGUGGAAUGUGGCAUUCUAACGCCGAUUUUAGACAAAACGGAAAAAGUGAUGGCUUCUGAAAGACGUAUAUAUUGAUAAAAAUUUAUUGAAAACGGUUUAUUUCGUUUUAAUUGAGCAACUUUUAUAUUUAAGCGAUUUUAUUACUGAAAAUUUAUUAAAAUUUAAUCCUAAAUACU
Centruroides sculpturatus (bark scorpion) is the source of this 2033-nucleotide messenger RNA. Its product is annotated as glutathione hydrolase 1 proenzyme-like. The transcript is spliced from 11 exons. The record is from RefSeq and is a predicted model, not a curated record. Gene Ontology annotation, cellular component: plasma membrane. NCBI's taxonomy places the organism in Eukaryota, Metazoa, Arthropoda, Arachnida, Scorpiones, Buthidae. The coding region runs from base 99 to 1916 and encodes 605 amino acids. Gene Ontology annotation, biological process: glutathione catabolic process. Gene Ontology annotation, molecular function: glutathione gamma-glutamate hydrolase.